AUGGGUUUAGACCGUUCAUUGGUUUGUAGAAUUAUAACGCGUGCAAUAAGUGGUGUGAAAUUAGUGAAUCCUUCGGCCGCUUUGUACCCUGAAACGGGUGUGUGUUUGGACAACAAACCAAUUAGAUUGAAGCUAAGAAAAGGCGAACAAUAUUCCUGGUGUUCAUGCGGUUUAUCCGGAGCACAACCGUGGUGUGAUGGCAGUCAUAACGCAGAAGGUGUUACAACGUUAAGACCUGUACUUUUCGAAGUCGAAAAAGAUGGAGAAUACAACAUUUGCGUAUGCAAAGCAACAAAAAAACGUCCGCUAUGUGACGGUUCCCAUGUAAAGGUACAAAAACGGCGAUAUAAGGAUCCACCUCAAUAUUGUGCAUAUGCCGAAUCACCUGUUUAUGAAGGGGUUGCCAAUAAGCUCGGAUAUAAACCAAAACAAGAGCGUUGGCACUUCUAA
Cercopithifilaria johnstoni is the source of this 450-nucleotide messenger RNA. The record is from the annotation of a GenBank genome assembly. NCBI's taxonomy places the organism in Eukaryota, Metazoa, Nematoda, Chromadorea, Rhabditida, Onchocercidae.